CGCUAUUUUUCUUUUUUGACUGUAUUUCUGGUUAGGAAGCUGCUACUACGUGCUGCAUAGCUAUGGCGUCCACAACCACCACCGAUCCCGAACACCAGCACCAUACGUUCUCAUCCAUCGGCAAGGCGGGGAAGUCAUCCGGUGAAAUUGAGGGCCUUGAUGUGCGUCUACUCAACGGUCAACGUCACUCGGAGAGGUACUCGGUAGCUGCUGCUGUUCUUCCGUUUUUUUUCCCUGCUCUUGGAGGCCUGUUAUAUGGCUUUGACAUCGGUGCCACCUCUUCUGCUACAAUCAACAUCAAGUCACCUACAUCCAGUGGUGUCUCAUGGUAUGACUUGUCCUCUGUGCAAAUUGGUCUUAUUACCAGUGGUUCACUGUAUGGAGCUUUGCUUGGUUCCAUAUUGGCUUUUAAUGUUGCUGACUUUCUAGGAAGGAGGAGGGAGCUGAUGGUGUCAGCUGCAUCGUAUAUUAUUGGUGCUCUGAUAACAACACUCGCACCGACUUUUGCAAUUAUGGUGAUUGGGCGUAUUGUAUAUGGUAUAGGCAUUGGAUUGGCAAUGCAUGCUGCUCCAAUGUACAUUGCUGAGACAGCUGUAAGUCAAAUAAGAGGUCGAUUGAUAUCCCUGAAAGAAUUUUUCAUUGUGUCAGGAAUGGUUUUAGGUUAUGUGGUUGGAAGCCUGUUGGUUGAUGUGAAAGGUGGUUGGCGAUAUAUGUAUGCAACUGCUACUCCUUUUGGAGUGGUUAUGGUUAUUGGAAUGUGGUGGCUACCUGCUUCACCAAGAUGGAUUCUCCUACGCGCAAUACAAGGAAAAGGCGAUAUGCGGGACCUACGUGAAUACGCGAUAUAUUGCUUACGUAGGCUUAGAGGUGAAGAAGCCAUGGAUGACUCAGCAUCUCAAGAAGUUGAAGAGAUUCUUGUUGAGUUAUCUUAUAUCAGUGAGGAAAAUGAAGCUACAUUUGGGGAGAUGUUUCAGGGGAAAUGCUUGAAAGCCCUGAUUAUUGGUGCAGGUUUAGUCUUGUUCCAGCAGAUAACAGGUCAACCUAGCGUAUUGUACUAUGCUGCAUCGAUUUUCCAGACUGCAGGGUUUGCUGCUGCUUCGGAUGCAACAAGGGCUUCCAUUCUACUUGGUUUGUUAAAGUUAAUCAUGACUGGUGUAGCUGUUAUGGUUGUUGACAAAGUAGGAAGGAGACCCUUGCUUCUUGGCGGAGUUUCUGGCAUCGUAGUCUCAUUAUUUCUGUUGGGAUCAUUCUACACUUACCUUGGUAACAUACCCACAGUGGCUGUUGUUGCAUUGCUUCUAUAUGUUGGAUGUUAUCAGAUAUCUUUUGGUCCCAUUGGAUGGUUGAUGAUAUCCGAGAUCUUCCCAUUACGCCUACGUGGACGUGGAUUAAGUAUAGCAGUCCUCGUGAAUUUUGGCGCCAAUGCAAUUGUCACAUUUGCAUUUUCUCCAUUAGAGACGUUGCUUGGGGCUGGCAUACUGUUCUUCAUAUUUGGAGGGAUAGCAGUGUUGUCUCUGGUUUUCAUUUUCUUCAUUGUACCAGAAACAAAAGGGCUGACUUUGGAGGAGAUUGAGGCUAAACUCCUAUAAUAUUGUGAAUUUCCGGUUGGUAUAAAGUGUGCAUAACUUUGUAUCAUAAUAAGUAUAAGAUCAUAAGAUGUAACUUUUGAGUCUUGCAUUUUGCCUAUCUUUCUCAUGUAUCAAUCUAUGUUGUGGUCUUAACAUGUAACACGGCCUGUGUAUUCAAUAUUCCUUGGAGGAAGAUUCAUCGCUCAUAAUAAUUAAAAUCUUGUAACCAUAUUAAAAAUUGCCC
Lactuca virosa is the source of this 1812-nucleotide messenger RNA. Lineage: Eukaryota; Viridiplantae; Streptophyta; Magnoliopsida; Asterales; Asteraceae. The record is from the annotation of a GenBank genome assembly.